Molecule: messenger RNA, 2110 nt
Organism: Chelonus insularis
Lineage: Eukaryota; Metazoa; Arthropoda; Insecta; Hymenoptera; Braconidae
Product: 4-coumarate--CoA ligase 1-like
Exons: 8
Coding region: 195-2021 (608 amino acids)
Biological process (GO): long-chain fatty acid metabolic process; fatty-acyl-CoA biosynthetic process
Cellular component (GO): mitochondrion
Molecular function (GO): long-chain fatty acid-CoA ligase activity
Source: RefSeq, a predicted model, not a curated record
AGACCAACCUCAAUAAAAUAAGUCUUCAAUGUCACUGACCUUGAGUAUACAAAAUUACUUGAAGAAAUAGCCUUCAUAAUGAAUUUCCUAAUUUGAUAAUAAGUAAUACAUUAUUUACUUUUAUCAGAUAAUUAUUAGUCUAAGUUUCAGCUUCUAAAGAAUCAAGACACUGUAAAACUUCACCAUUGUCUCCAAUGGCUCGUCAAAGUUUGCUUUUACGAUAUAAACAUUUCACGUGUAAAAACUUUGCCAACCGUGAUCUACGAUUCUCACGUAAUGUUUUUACAUUAUCGUCCGCUAAGACUGAAAGUUUUGGAACAUCUCAUAUCAAGUGGAUUUGUAAUCAUGAUACUAUUAAUUCAAAACAUGCCCAGCACUAUUCAUCAACAUCAAAUUUAAACAACGAAAAAGUUUUCACUAGUCGCCUUCCAGACAUCCCUGAUUAUAAUGGAAUGUUUCUCCAUGAGUAUAUUUGGAGAGAUAUUGAAAAAUGGUGGGAUAGAACAGCUCUGGAAUGUGCAAUGACAGGAAGAUCGUACACUUAUGAACAAUUAAAGAGAUUAAGUGGCCGAUUAGCAACAUCUUUAAGGAAAAGUAAGCUCCGACCUGGUGACACCAUUGCUAUAAUUCUUCCUAACGUGAUUGAAUAUGGAAUACUUUUAUUAGGAGCUAGUGAAGCUGGUCUUCGAGUAACUCUAGUAAAUCCGCUUGCGACAGCAGAAGAAAUAAGAAAACAGCUUAUCAACUCUGAAACUUCAGCUGUUAUUACUGCAUCAUGGAAAUAUCCAAUCAUCCAAGACAGUAUCAGUAAUAAUACAUCAAUCAAAUUACCAGUAAUAAUCGUUGAAGAUGGAACAGGAUCAAUACCAUCAGGUACAAUUAAUUUCAAAGACUUGAUAUCGGAUAGUGUUGAAGAGUUCGAAAAAACGGGGCAAAAAACAGAGCGAAAUCCGAAUGAGGAUACCUUCGUGCUACCUUAUUCCAGUGGAACUACAGGACCCCCUAAAAGUGUUUCAUUGACCCAUAGAAAUCUUGUUGCGAACUGUUUUCAAAUUCGAGCGGAAUCGGAAGCAAUAUGCCCGUGGGCUUUACGAACUAAUCAAGAAAUUGUGCCACUAUUUUUGCCAUUGUUUCAUGCCUAUGGUUUGACUUCUAUCUUGAACACGUAUUUGAGCUGCGGAGGAAAAAUAAUUUGCAUACCGCAGUUUUCAUCAUCAACACUAUUUGAAGUAUUAGAAAAAAACAAAGUAACAGCGAUAUAUGCUGUUCCACCUAUUAUUCAACUAUUAGCUAAUGAUAAAAGAUUGACACCAAAACACGUAGCAAAUGUAGAAUUUCUAGCAUCUGCAGCAGCACCGUUAAGUAAUGCCGUAGCUGAAAAAUUAAUCGAGCGAGCAGGAACUCAUUUUUUAUUUACCCAAGGAUAUGGUUUAACGGAAACUUCACCAGUGGUUGCUCAAAGUUUAAAAUGUCCUUUGGGCAGUACAGGACUAAUUCUUCCACAAACAAAACUGAGAAUUGUCGGAUGCAAUGAUGAAAAUAAAAACAAGAAUUUAGGAGUAAAUGAAGUUGGAGAGAUAUUUGUAAAAGGACCACAAGUCAUGAAAGGAUAUUAUAAAAAUCCACAAGCUACUCAAGAGUGUAUGGAGGGUGAAUGGUUCAAGACUGGUGACCUGGGACUUAUUGAUGAUCAAGGUUUUCUGUACAUAAAAGGACGACUUAAAGAACUGAUCAAGGUUCAGGGCUACCAGGUAGCUCCUGCUGAACUCGAAGACGUUAUUCUAGGUCAUGAAAAAGUCGCUGACGUAGCAGUCAUUGGAGUACCACACGAACGAUACGGAGAAAUACCCAAAGCCUUCAUCGUUCCUAAACCUAAUAUGCGUAUCGACGAACAAGAGUUGAAAGAAUUUGUAGCAAAACGUGUUGCUAAAUAUAAACAUCUUGGCCACAUUACUAUUACUGAUACAAUUCCUAAAAGUCCCGCUGGAAAAAUAUUACGAAGGGAACUGUUAAAAAUGUAGUAGAAAUUGUUUAAUAAAAUAUAAGAUGAUGUAUUCAAUUUUGUAAGACUUGAUGUUUUUAUAGAAUGCAAAUAAAUCUGAAAACAUUA